Pectinophora gossypiella (pink bollworm) is the source of this 594-nucleotide messenger RNA. RefSeq lists its product as uncharacterized. NCBI's taxonomy places the organism in Eukaryota, Metazoa, Arthropoda, Insecta, Lepidoptera, Gelechiidae. The record is from RefSeq and is a predicted model, not a curated record. The coding region runs from base 116 to 541 and encodes 141 amino acids. The transcript is spliced from 2 exons.
ACGUCGACUCUCCACUUCAAAGGAACGCAGAAUUCGUCAGCUCCUCAGUGAGGAACAGCUGGGUGAUAGAAAACCUUCAGUUUUUCUACGGCACCUACGGUCCUUAGCCGGCUCCAUGAAGGAUGAAGGAAUACUCCGCGAACUGUGGAUGCGUCGGUUACCCAGCGAAGUUCAGCGUAUACUCAUCGCUCAGAAAGACCUGCCGCUGGACAAAGUCGCUGAAAUAGCAGACGCUAUUGCAAACUCACCUGUGGGACACCCUUCAGUCAACGUCUAUGCUGCUACUGCUAAUACCAGCACCCUUCCUGACCUCACUACGCUGAUAAAUAGUAUGGAGGCACUUACCAAGAAAGUAGACAUCCUUUUUAAAGAGCACCAACGUUCCAGAUCCCGAUCUCGCUCUAACGCCACAUCUCGCACCAACUCCACAUCUAGGGAAGGCACCAAAUUAUGUUGGUACCAUAAGAAAUUCGCUUCCAAAGCCACCAAAUGUACGAGCCCAUGUGGUUGGAAUUCUCAGGAAAACUUCACAAGCAACUAGUAGUGGCGGAAACUGGUUGCUCUCACACUGGCCGCCGAUUGUUUGUGUCUGAC